Syzygium oleosum is the source of this 1486-nucleotide messenger RNA. RefSeq names its product phosphoenolpyruvate/phosphate translocator 2, chloroplastic-like. The transcript has 9 exons. Lineage: Eukaryota; Viridiplantae; Streptophyta; Magnoliopsida; Myrtales; Myrtaceae. Gene Ontology annotation, cellular component: membrane; Golgi apparatus. The record is from RefSeq and is a predicted model, not a curated record. Bases 9 to 1265 code for a protein of 418 amino acids. Gene Ontology annotation, biological process: transmembrane transport. Gene Ontology annotation, molecular function: antiporter activity.
CUCUCAAAAUGCAGAGCACAGCGCUUGCUCUGUUUCCUUCGACGCCAUUCACAAAACCUGGAAGCAGAGACCUCCGCCCUCCGUCCUCUUCUUCGACCCGCGACUCGUCGCCGCUGAGAUCGCUCGAGCGCGGGGCUCAUAACUCCGCCCUCGUCCUGCCUCUGAGAACGACGUCGCGGUUCUGUUCAGCCUCGCGACCCAAUGCGCUAGCCCCGGUUGCUUCUUCUCCUUCGCCUUCGCUUCUUUUCCCGAGACGGAAGGAAGAUGACACCAAGACCAGGGCUGCUUCGGUGCCCGGAAUCUCGGAGGACGACUCUGCGGAGCUGAGCGGCGCCGCGAGGACGCUGCGGCUCGGUGUUAUGUUCGGGGUUUGGUACAUUUUGAACAUCUACUUCAACAUUUACAACAAGCAGGUUCUGAAGGUGUACCCUUUCCCAGCAACAGUCACAGCAUUUCAGUUUGGGUGUGGGACUGUGAUCAUUCUCCUGAUGUGGGCAUCUAGACUCCAUCCAUUCCCUAAGCUCACUCGAUCUCAGCUUGCAGCAAUUCUACCACUGGCUGUGGCUCACACAAUGGGGAACCUCCUGACCAACAUAAGUCUUGGGAGAGUGGCUGUUUCUUUCACUCAUACCAUCAAAGCUAUGGAGCCUUUCUUCACAGUUGUUCUGGCUUCUCUGUUCCUUGGGGAGAGGCCAUCAUUCUGGGUUGUUUCCUCCCUUGUGCCGAUUGUAGGUGGAGUGGCACUCGCAUCUCUCACCGAGGCUUCAUUUAACUGGAUUGGUUUUGGCAGCGCAAUGGCUUCCAAUUUGACGAACCAAUCACGUAACGUAUUUAGCAAGAAGUUCAUGGUUAACAAUGAGGAAGCACUGGACAAUAUCAACCUCUUCUCGGUAAUGACGAUAAUGUCUUUCAUGUUCCUGGCUCCCGCAGCUAUUUUCAUGGAGGGUUUUAAGUUUACUCCAUCAUACCUGCGGUCUGCAGCGAGUCAAGGUCUGAACAUUAAAGAGCUGUGUGUGAGAUCUCUUUUGGCUGGAUUCUGCUUCCACAGCUAUCAGCAGGUUUCUUAUGGGAUACUGCAGAUGAUAUCACCGGUCACUCACUCCGUCGGAAACUGUGUGAAGCGCGUGGUGGUCAUAGUCUCUUCGGUCAUCUUCUUCCAAACACCGAUUUCGCCUGUCAACUCCCUUGGAACCGCGUUGGCUCUCACCGGAGUCUUCCUAUACUCAAAUGCCAAGAGGAUGAAGCCAAAAUUGAAGGUCUCAUGAGGCGUGAUGUACCAUGUCGAGGAAAAAUAAGAAGUUCAGUGAAUUUGACAACAAAUGAUAAUCCUAAAUGGGAAAACCAUUAAGUAAUUCAUAACAAAUUCACAUAAGAAGUGAGAAUGGUCUCAUCCUUUAUUGCCCCUCUCCCAACCACAGUCAGAUGCACAUUAUCUUUAAGAUUUCAGUCUCUAAUCCUUUGAAUUCAACGACCAAUCACAUUAGGU